AUGGAUGGCUGGGAUGGGAUCACCAAGGCGUUGGUGUCUUCAUCCGUGACAUCGGUGGAUGGGGAGCGCCGAAUCGGCUGCGGCGAAUCUAGCAUGACGAACCGCCGUAUGGAUACGCCUUCAACGGGCAUGAGGGGUUACCAAGAUGAUAAGACUGUGCGUGAGGUGAAUACCAUUUUCGCAUCGAAGUAUUACGAAUAA
Phytomonas sp. Hart1 is the source of this 201-nucleotide messenger RNA. The record is from the annotation of a GenBank genome assembly. Lineage: Eukaryota; Euglenozoa; Kinetoplastea; Trypanosomatida; Trypanosomatidae.